Molecule: messenger RNA, 1930 nt
Organism: Lingula anatina
Lineage: Eukaryota; Metazoa; Brachiopoda; Lingulata; Lingulida; Lingulidae
Product: F-box only protein 4
Biological process (GO): SCF-dependent proteasomal ubiquitin-dependent protein catabolic process; protein polyubiquitination
Cellular component (GO): SCF ubiquitin ligase complex
Molecular function (GO): GTPase activity; protein binding; GTP binding
Source: RefSeq, a predicted model, not a curated record
GGAGCAGCCACGCUGGAAGUGACACGUACUGUCAAAUGACAUGUGAUUAGUCACAAUUCUAUAUAGACACGCAGUUCAGUGAAUCCCACAUUUUUAAACACCGCACUUAGAGGGGAAACAUCGCGGACCAAAACUUUAUUUGCUUCUGUGGGAACUUAAGGUAAAGUUUCAGUCGAAGUUGGUUUUAUUCUUAACCAUGGCUGAUGUUUAUGUUCCAAUGCCUCCCUGCCAAAUGGGGAAGUCAUAUCAAGAGUGCUCGCGGCCGGUGAUGGCCCAGCCAAGUAGAAACCAAAGCGUUUCGUUUAGGGCCGAUCUAGGCUCUAAAGAAGACGCUUUACCAUCAUUUGCAAAACUAUUAGACAUUUACAAAUUGAAUCAAAAAGGCAACUUGUUUUUUGCCGGUGGAAUACAGCAAUUCUUAAUUCAUCGCCAAAGGGAAAACAAAAACACAACAGUAGAGAUUGAAGAACUUGCUGACUAUAUGGCUGGGAAUGCAUCUACUUCUUUCAGUGAUCUACCUGCCAAUGUAAAGCUACAUAUCUUUUCACUUCUAAGUGCACAAGAUCUGUGUCGGGUGAGCAGAGUAUGUAAAGACUGGAAAGAGCUUUCUUCAGACAACAUUCUUUGGGAUCAAAAGUUAAAAUUGCACUCGAAAAAAUGGGAGGUUAUUGGCCACACCACAAACCCAGCUAUGUAUAAAGAAGUGCAGUCUGACUGGUCUAAUAAGGAAAUCUACCUGAGAUGUUCUCCUGAAGUAAAUAGACUACGAAGACGCAUGAAUGUUACUUUUCACAAUUUGUCAAGUUGGCUGCGAUAUUUGAUGCCAAGCAGGAAGCCUCCUAUGGUAGCCAUGUUUGGGCCAGGUUUGGAAUCAAGCACCAGUAAAAUUGUUAGGAGGAUUAUUCAAGACAAGGCCACACCAUUUAAAGUGACAGGGAUGUUUCCUGGACACGUGGAAGGAGGUUAUGGCUCAGGAGUAACUGUGAAUCUAAAGAAACUCUUUUUCAACUUGACAAUUUUAUACACAAACACCAAAAAUGAAAGAGAAAACAAAAAUGCAGAACAAAGACUCAGAAAUAACAGACUGCUACAGAAACAGGUGGCUGAUGCAGAAAAUGGAGAGGAGACAUUUGAACUUUGCCAAAGCGUCAAAGAACUGUGCAGGACUGUAGAUGCUUUCAUUUUUGUAGUCGACAGUUCAAAGGAAAAUACUGCUUUGGGUCAGAGCAAGGCAGAACUAUUUGCAAUGGUCAAUGAGAGGUGGUCAUCCCCAGACAUUCCAGUGGUAAUUUUAUCCUGUGUGAAAAACACAACCAUUCCAAGGCAGCCAUGUAUUGAUGUGGUCAACCAGUUGGAUCUUGGGAGACUGUCCAAGCCAUGGCAGGUAUUUGACUGUGAUGUAGAGACGCUUGGAGGUGUUACAGACGGUAUAGAGUGGCUAGUAGAACAAACCCACAGGUUAUAAUCUCAUGCAGUAACUGGAUUUCUUCAUUAGAUGGAGUGGGGGUCCAGAGCUUGAAAUAGUUUUUCAUAAUGAUUAGAUACAAGGUUAAAUUCUUCAAGCCUUUUUAUUCCUGUUCUGCAACUGCAUGUUCUGUGUGGCAUUCGGAAAAGAAUCGACUUUACACAAAAUGAUUAAACUGCGUACUUCAUUUGCAUUUGUCAUCUGUGAAUUACUUAACUAGAUUCUGCAAUUUUUAAGUAUAUAAGAAAGUGUAUUUUUGUGACUUUUGGUGCUGGAAAAAGAACAACAAUACUCCUUAUAAUAUACAGCUUCAGUGUGCAGCAACUUAAGGGGUGAAUUGUCAGAUUAAUUUUUUAACUUAAGCACAAACUGUUUUGCUUACGAAGAGUAUAUCUCUUUAUAAUCAAAUGUGUUUGAAAAAGCAAUAUUGUGAUAAAAUAUGCUCUUUAUUUUUUGCAUUAUUAA